This is a messenger RNA of Pieris macdunnoughi, 390 nucleotides long. The record is from the annotation of a GenBank genome assembly. NCBI's taxonomy places the organism in Eukaryota, Metazoa, Arthropoda, Insecta, Lepidoptera, Pieridae.
AUGAGGAAAAUUCAUAAGUCCACCGAUGAAAAGUUUAAAAAGAUCUUCACAAUUCUAUACACGGUGAGCGACGACCUGGAUCUGUUUAGCACUUACCAAGUGGACUGUCUUCUUGAAUGCCGUAUCAUCUCAGUGUCGGAAAAGGCACGUGGUCGUGGACUGGCCAGGGAACUCAUGAAACGGAGCAUUGAGAUUGCUAACGAGAACAAUUUUAGGGUGUUCAAGGUGGAUGCGACUGGAGCGUUCUCUCAACGCAUUUGUAGCAGCUUGGGUCUACGCGUGCUACACAAAGUGCGCUACGCCGAGUAUUUGAAUGUAUCCGGAAAACCCGUCUUUAGCGUCUGUCCUCCACAUGAUUCUCUUUGUGUUAUGGUCUUAGAAUUACCAUAA